This is a messenger RNA of Entrophospora sp. SA101, 734 nucleotides long. The record is from the annotation of a GenBank genome assembly. Lineage: Eukaryota; Fungi; Glomeromycota; Glomeromycetes; Entrophosporales; Entrophosporaceae.
UUGAUGUUUAUAGAAGAAUAGAGAAUCACCUUGAAGAACAAGUAAAGUUUACCGGAACAAAGUUUGGUGAAGCAUACAUUAAGUUUACACACAUUAUCAAUAUUACAUAUACACCAGAGAGGAAAAGUCUCAGUGAUGCUCUGAUCCGUGGCACUCUUGAUGAAAAGCUUAGCAAAGAUCAUAUUCCAUAUGUACUAAUACAAGUUAAAAAUUGGUCUACAGAUAAUAAAGGUUAUGACUAUCCACUCUCUGCAACAGCUUCACUCAUUGAGGAACUUCCACAUAUGCCAUUUUUGUCAUUGUAUUUGCAAUUAGGUGCAACAAAAGAGUUUAUUGAUGUUCCAACAGAAUUUUUUGAAUCACCUCAAACAUGUCAAAUUGGUUUGUGCAAGCAAAAAAUUGAAGAAGUUUUGAAAGAUUAUCAAACAGAUGAUGAUGAAGCAAGAGAAAAUUUUAUUAAGAAGAUUAGAAUUGAUGACAAUAAUGAUGUCUCAAAUGCUGAAAUCACAGCAUUCUGUGAACAUUUUCAGAUGCCACUUGCAUUAUUUGGAUUAUCUUCAAAUAUCUAUAGUUGUUUGAAACAGUUUACAUCAAAUCCCACAACCUCAUCAUUAGAUCUCACAAGUAGCUUUAAGCAAUUAUUGACUGCUUGGGUUGAUCCUACACUGGGAGAAUGUCCAAAAAAAAUGAAGAUAAUUAAACAUAUGGUACCAUUGGUAUACAAGAUGGAGUAA